This is a messenger RNA of Exserohilum turcica Et28A, 1239 nucleotides long. RefSeq lists its product as uncharacterized. The transcript has 2 exons. NCBI's taxonomy places the organism in Eukaryota, Fungi, Ascomycota, Dothideomycetes, Pleosporales, Pleosporaceae. Gene Ontology annotation, molecular function: hydrolase activity. Bases 1 to 1239 code for a protein of 412 amino acids. The record is from RefSeq and is a predicted model, not a curated record.
AUGACUGUCUUCAAGUCCAUUAUAGCAUUAGCAGCUCUCGGUUUGACCAGUGCAGCACCACAAGCCUCGAUCACGACAUCAGCUCUGAGCUCUCCAACCCCAUCAGCGCCGGGCCAGGCAGCCUCCCUCACGACAGAAGAGACCGAGAAGCUUUUCAGCCUACAUGAAGAACUCGUCAAUAUUCCCUCCAUAUCUGGGGACGAGGCCGAGUGUGCAAAGUUCAUCUCGGAGUAUCUGACUGAGCUGGGUUACUAUGUGGAAGAAGUUCCUGUCGGUAAUGCAGGCACCUAUAAUGUCUUUGCCUAUCCACAAGAGCUCAAGGACGAGGGUGUAUGGCCGGAAGUUCUCAUCACAAGUCAUAUUGAUACCGUACCACCAUUCUAUCCAUUCGAACGUAUUGAGAAGAAUGGCACGACCUACCACUUUGGCCGAGGUACAGUUGACGCCAAAGGACCGGUAGCAACAAUGAUUAUUGCGUCGCACAAGUUCCUGCAGUCCCGCAACGAUACAGCCAGCCUGGGCAUGCUAUUCGUUGUUAACGAAGAAAACAGUGGUGCAGGAAUGAAGGCUUUUGCCAAGUAUGCAUCCAACACGACGUUCCGCGCUGGCAUAUUUGGCGAGCCAACCGAAGGCAAGCUCGCAAGCGGCCAUAAAGGCAGCUUUGGAGUGACUUUGAAAGCCGUGGGGAAAUCUGCACACUCGGCCUAUCCAUGGCUCGGAGUCAGCGCGAUCAACUACGUUGUCGACGCCAUUCAGGCUUUGAACGCGCUAGAGCCUGCCCUUCCCCGUGGUGAGCUGCUGGGCGCCACGACACUCAACACGGGUCUCAUAUCAGGCGGUCUCGCAGGCAACGUCGUGCCUCCUAACGCAAACGCAACUGUUGUUGUCCGGGUCGCUCGCAGCGAAGAGGAUGCUGCCGAAGUUGUCAAAGACAUGGUGUCGGGCAUGCUCGCUCCGAUUGUUAGCCGUGCAAAAGAAGCAAACGCCACAUUUGAAAUCACCUACUCGGAAUACGCAAACAUAGCGCAGAUUCUGGACACGGAUAUCGAGGGCUUGGAAGUCGCACCUGUUUUCUACGGAACUGACAUUCCCAAUCUACCCCAAGUGGAGAAGAGGUAUUUGUUUGGCACGGGGUCCAUUGAGGUGGCUCACACGCCGGAUGAGAUGCUGAGCCAGGAGCAGCUGGUGCAGGCGGCGGAGGCGUAUGGGAUGAUUUUACAGAAGCUAUUUGCGGAGUAA